Molecule: messenger RNA, 1893 nt
Organism: Dipodomys ordii (Ord's kangaroo rat)
Lineage: Eukaryota; Metazoa; Chordata; Mammalia; Rodentia; Heteromyidae
Gene: Sinhcaf
Product: family with sequence similarity 60, member A
Exons: 5
Coding region: 1-570 (189 amino acids)
Biological process (GO): negative regulation of cell migration
Source: RefSeq, a predicted model, not a curated record
AUGGACCAGAAUCCUGUACCUUACCUACAAAGGUUGCAUGAAACCCGUUCAGGAGACAUCUGCAAUGCCUGUGUUUUGCUUGUCAAAAGAUGGAAGAAAUUACCAGCCGGAUCAAAAAAAAACUGGAAUCAUGUGGUAGAUGCCAGAGCAGGUCCCAGCCUAAAGACUACCUUGAAACCAAAGAAAGUGAAAACUCUAUCUGGAAACAGGAUAAAAAGCAACCAGAUCAGUAAACUGCAGAAGGAAUUUAAACGUCACAAUUCUGAUGCCCACAGUACCACCUCAAGUGCCUCGCCAGCCCAGUCUCCUUGUUAUAGUAACCAAUCAGAUGACGGCUCAGAUACAGAGAUGGCUUCUGGCUCUAACAGGACACCAGUUUUUUCCUUUUUAGAUCUUACAUAUUGGAAAAGACAGAAAAUAUGUUGUGGGAUCAUCUAUAAAGGCCGCUUUGGGGAAGUCCUCAUCGAUACCCAUCUAUUCAAGCCCUGUUGCAGCAAUAAGAAAGCCAGCACUGACAAGCCGGAGGAGCCGGGCCCAGAGCCUCUGCCCAUCUCCACUCAGGAAUGGUGACCGAGGCCCACGCAGAAGCCAUCGGAAGUUUGCAGAGACCACAAGCAACCAACUGACCCUCUUCUUUUGAACUUGGAUCCCUGCUAUUCUGCCAAAAGACAUUUUCUAGAAUAGUUUUUUUGAAUGGUUUUUCUUUUCCCUCCCUAGUCCCACAAACUCUAAAGCCAGUGUCUACUUACUACAAAUAAGAAAAAGGAAAAAAAAGAAGUGUACAUAAUAUUUAAGAUGCUGAGUAUUUCAUAGGAAAGCUGAAUGCUGCUGUAAAGUGCUCUUUAAGUCUUUUUUUAAUCCCCUUCUAAUGAAUAAAAUUAGGGGAAAUUCAGGGGACAGAGAUGGGAUUUGUUGUAUGCUAAGCCGUAUGUAGUUUUAGUCUUUCUCUAUCGGGAAGCCGUGGUUGGGGGCAUUUUCUUCGAUGGCUGGAUGCACUUGUUUUCCCUCCCGAUUCUACAUUUGUAACAUGACCUGCCCCUAGAUAGAGGUGGCUGUUGUUGGUAACUUUGGCAUACUUAGGUCUUGCCAUAGUUUUGAUGACUCAAACCUAUACUACUGAUUACUAAGCAGGACAGUGAGCUUUGGGAUGCAUGAUAGCUUGAUGGAAGAGGUAUGUCUAAAUCAUAGGGAGCUUGACUGUAUAUGUUGCAUCUUUUGUUACCUCCCAUCAUUAAUAUUGGAUGCAGGUUUUAAUUCAUGUGGAAAUCUGAAAGCAGAAUCCAAGCACCUCAUGUGGAAAUGGCAAUUCUCUAGGGUAGGCAAGACGAGAUCCUGUUUGAACUGGUACCAAAGCGUCACCGCCUGGCAGAGAGCAAAAGGCUUUGACUAUAAAUGUUAAGCUAUAUGAAUAAAAGGUGCAAGUUUUCAGGAUGGGAUGGAACAAAAGUGAAUGCUAUUUAGGGCACAUUUCUCUGAGGGCUUGCCCGUGUGAAUGACUGGUGUUGUUUGUGUUAUGUGGCUGUUCCUCAGAUUCCUGAAAUGUGCACAAUUCAGUUUUAGCUCUGGAUUGCUUCCACUGACCUUUGUGAAGGUUUUAUCUACACAGAUGGCAUUGACUUGUUUUAACCUAUUAAGGGUUUGUUGUUUUUUUCCCCACUAUUUAAAGUUUAUUAGAAGAAAAGGCAUGUGUUAAUGCUAAGUAGAUUGGUUUGGGGUUCAUUCAGAUUUUUCUUUUUCCUUUUUUGAAUGAGACUUUUGAAACUACAAGGUAUACUGAAGUUGGAGCCCCUAAUUCCCAUAUCCUCACUAAAAGCCUCACUUAUGAGGCACUGGUGGCACAGGUCUGUAACCCUAGUUACUCAGGAGGCUAUUAUCUGAAGAUUGCAGUUCAAA